AGGGUGCCGGCGCUGCUCCCGCUGCUACUGCGCUGAAUAAGCCCUGGAUGCUCCAGACGCCUCUUGCGCAUCUACAGCAUCCGAGCCUUUAAAACGCCCCCCCCCGCGUUUUUUUUUCUUUUUGCACCGGGCGGGAGGCACAAGCCCGGAGGUUUAGGGCUGGGGGGUUUGCAAACCUUGCAGCCUUGCUGUUGUUGGAGGAAAGGGGAGAACCCUUGAAUUUUUUUUUUUAAGGCUUUGCCUACCACUGUGAAGGCCCAUCAUGUCUGACAGGAAGGCUGUGAUCAAGAAUGCGGACAUGUCCGAGGACAUGCAGCAGGAUGCUGUAGAUUGUGCCACGCAGGCCAUGGAGAAGUACAACAUAGAGAAGGACAUUGCGGCGUACAUCAAAAAGGAAUUUGACAAGAAAUACAACCCCACUUGGCACUGCAUCGUGGGCAGGAAUUUCGGCAGCUACGUAACGCACGAGACGAAACACUUCAUCUAUUUCUACUUGGGCCAGGUUGCAAUUCUGCUCUUCAAGUCGGGUUAGGAGGCGGGCGACGGUGGGGCGACACGGCGCGCAAGGAACACGGACUGUUAGCGAACUGAAGGCAGGGAGCCUCCGCCUCCUUUACCAUGGCUGCACCGCUGCAUGGACUGUAUACUAUAUUUAAUGUGUAUAUGUUGCAGUAAAAAAAAAAGAGUUCUUUUUUUUGGUUUCGUUUUGGUUGCCUGGGGGAAGAAAGGCAGCAACUUCUUUUUCCCUUUCGUUUUCAAUUACUGCUUUUCUUUUCCUUUUAUUCCUUUUCUUUUUUCCUUUUGCACUAGGAGAACUGUAAAAUGCUUCAACAAUGGCCUUUAAGUGGGAAGAAGAACUAAUAAAUAAUAAUACUAAUACUAAUACUAACAAAAAAGAGAAUCUUUAAUUCCGCAACAGACAUCCUGCCGUUUUAACUUGCUUGAAAAAGUCUCGAAGCUGAACUUGAGCAGGCAGAGAGAAACACAGAAAUGAGAGUUGGGGGGGGGGUAGCAUCUGUCUAAAAGGAGGUACCCAAAGCUGUUUUGUUU
Molecule: messenger RNA, 1050 nt
Organism: Elgaria multicarinata webbii
Lineage: Eukaryota; Metazoa; Chordata; Lepidosauria; Squamata; Anguidae
Gene: DYNLL2
Product: dynein light chain LC8-type 2
Exons: 3
Coding region: 263-532 (89 amino acids)
Biological process (GO): microtubule-based process
Cellular component (GO): cytoplasmic dynein complex
Molecular function (GO): dynein intermediate chain binding
Source: RefSeq, a predicted model, not a curated record